Molecule: messenger RNA, 183 nt
Organism: Hansenula anomala
Lineage: Eukaryota; Fungi; Ascomycota; Saccharomycetes; Phaffomycetales; Wickerhamomycetaceae
Exons: 1
Coding region: 1-183 (60 amino acids)
Source: RefSeq, a predicted model, not a curated record
AUGACUCUUAUAACUCAUAAACUACUGUUCGACAAAAAUGCUGAGUUUUUCUUAUCUACGAUCCUAUCAAGCUUUCAACGUCCUGUCUUGACAUUCUUAGUUCCGACCACUACCCCCGAGUUUGAUAUAAAUUUGAUUAGUGUGUACACAAAAACUAACCUACACAAAAAGGUAUUGAUUUAA